Clupea harengus (Atlantic herring) is the source of this 3409-nucleotide messenger RNA. RefSeq names its product hyaluronan and proteoglycan link protein 1a (gene hapln1a). Gene Ontology annotation, cellular component: perineuronal net; synapse. Gene Ontology annotation, biological process: central nervous system development; positive regulation of neuroblast proliferation; glial cell differentiation. The record is from RefSeq and is a predicted model, not a curated record. The transcript has 7 exons. Gene Ontology annotation, molecular function: hyaluronic acid binding. Lineage: Eukaryota; Metazoa; Chordata; Actinopteri; Clupeiformes; Clupeidae. Bases 540 to 1598 code for a protein of 352 amino acids.
CUCAACGGUGAUUCAAGUAGGUUUCACAGGAUAUUUGCUCUCCCUCUACCCACUCUGUGCUGGAUCUCUGAGAGAAGUGGCCGUAAUUCACUCUUUGUCCCCUGGGCAACACAGACAACAAACCAUAGACUAAUCCAAGAAGUGAAAAAUAUAUCUGCACAUCUAUUACCCUACAAAGGAGGAGGGGGGGAGUGGCCUGAGACGCGCAGGGCUUCAAUAAAAAGGCUCUUGUGUGGACCUGUGAGGAGCCCAAACUUCCCCCCACUUGGCACCACGCUCUUCUGCUGCCUGCCUGCCUGCCUGCUACUGAAGUCUGCUGGCAAACACAAAAGAAAGGGAGAAGGCAGAAAGAAAGUGAGACAGACACAGAGAGUAAGAGGAACUUGAGGUUUGAAGCUUUGUCCACCUUUUUCAAAAAAAAAAGGAAAAAAGAAAGAAAGAUCUCUGUCCACAAUUGUUUUUUUUUCUUCUUCUUUUUCCAGAGAAGAGGCCCCUGGAAGAAAACAAACCAAACUAAAGAAAACCACACACAAGAGAAGAUGAUUACUCUGCUUUCCCUGGCGAUGCUGGCCCUGAGCCUGGCCCACGGCGUGCACGGACAGGCCGGCAGUGCCGGCAGUGCUGUCUACACCACAGACACUGUUCCGGAGCUCACGGUCAUCACCGAGCCCCCUAGCAUCGUUGCAACCCGGGGAGGCAACCUCACUCUGCCCUGCCGUCUGCACCGCACUUCCACCUUCCACUUCGGCACCUCGGGCAUGAGGGUGAAGUGGACCAAGUACAGCCCCGACCUCGCACAGGAGAAUGACGUGUUCGUGUCCAUGGGCUUCCACAAGAAGGCCUAUGGGGGUUUCCAGGACCGCGCCUUCCUGCGGGAGGCUGACGACAGCGACGCCACCCUCAUCAUCACCGACGUGGGCCUGGACGACUACGGGAAGUACAAGUGCGAGGUCAUUGAUGGCAUGGACGACAACAUUGUGGAGGUGACCGUGGAAUUCCAAGACAAAGGGAUCGUGUUCCCGUACUCCCCACGGCUUGGCCGCUACAACCUGAACUUCCACGAUGGUGAAAAAGCCUGCAUGGACCAGGAUGCUGUGGUGGCCUCCUUCGAGCAGCUGUACGACGCCUGGCAGGCAGGCCUGGACUGGUGCAAUGCUGGCUGGCUGAACGACGGAUCCGUGCAGUACCCCAUCAACAAGCCCAGGGGGCCCUGCGGUGGCACAAAUUCCAAUGCUGGUCUCAGGAAUUACGGCAGACGCGACAAGUUCAGCAGCCGCUUCGAUGUUUUCUGCUUCACUGGCGCCAUUAGAGGACGUUUCUACUGGUUGGUCCAGCCCAACCUGCUGACUUACACCGAGGCUGUGCAGGCCUGCCAGGAGGACGAAGCUGAGAUCGCCAAGGUGGGCCACAUGUAUUCUGCUUGGAAGCUGCAGGGCUAUGACCGCUGCGACGCAGGCUGGCUGGCCGACGGCAGCGUACGCUAUCCCAUCUCUAACCCCAGGAAGAACUGCAGCCCAGACGAGGCUGCCGUGCGCAUGGUCGGAUUCCCUGACAAGAAGCAAAAGCUCUACGGCGUUUACUGCUACAAAGCCCAGUGAGAAUUGGUAACUCAGAUCUUUCCAGGUUUUCGAACAUAACAACCAAAGAGAUAGAAGCAAAUAGAAGCAACAAACACACGUUUAAGUACACAAUGGACUAUUAGCAUGAACUAGCAUUACUCCACCAAAACUGUGAUAACCUUUAUAUUAUAUAUAAAAACUGAGAGUAAAUCUCAGAUACUGUAAAAGAUACUUUCUAUAAUGUAACAUUCCACACAUUUGUUAUUUGUAAACUGCAUCAAAGUUAUGAAAGUUCAUGAAAUAUUGAUAACCUUUCACAUUUUUUAUUUUUUUAUUUGGACGUUUUGUACAACUAUGCAACUGAUAGAAUGAUGGUACAAUGAGAUCAGGCUAGCUAUGAUUAAUUUCUGUGAAUGUGUCAGGGUAGUUCAUUGAAGCACAUGUUAUGUCUUUGAAAUUUAAAAAGCCACUGUUAGAUUCCAAAUUGCCUUUUUUUUUGGUCUGGUCUAUAACUGUCAGUUUCCUUCUUUGCCACUCACAUUCCUCAUGUCCAUUUUUGUUUGACAGCUUUUCAGUGUACUUUUGAAAAUUAUAAACUGUGAUCAUGUGUUUGAUUUAUCUGUUUGAAGUAUAAAAUGAAUGUAUGUGUCAGACUGCCUAUGUCUUUGAUAAGUAGUUGUUCUUCCAUCUUUUAUGGAUAAUCAUAGUUACCAAGUAUCUUUUUAUGCCAUUGUAACUUUCCCUCGAGCUAAUGAUGUUUAGAAAACUUACUUUGUAUUUUCCUUUUUUCUUUUCUUGUGUUCUUUGAUUGUGACGUUGUUUUGUAUUGUGAAAUUACAUUUUUACAUGUCCUCAGACAUAGAUUUAUGUAAGGAUGCCAGAUAAAUGUCCUACAUGGACGCCCCAAGUUGAAUGGUCAAAUUUUUUGUCUAGAGCCAUAAUUAGCUAUUCUGCAAACUAACCCUGAGCUAAAACUCUGUCCAGGCAAUAGUUAGCAUUUGGCCUUCAUAACCUUCACAGCUGCCAUGAAUCGACAAUGUCUCAUGUCUGGCAUGUAAAGUCAUUUCCAUGGUAGAAAACUAAUGUCUGUACAGAAAAACAAUCGCAGCUGUAUCAACACUGGACACUUGCUACCAAUACAGGAAGAAAGGAAUCCCCAAAUAGACAAAUGGACACAUAUUUUGCAAAUAUUUGUCAGCUAUUUGUCCAUGACAAACAUAGUAAAAGAGCUUACUAUGCACUUGGUAGCCAGUUGAAGUCUACCCAAGACCUAGUUGUUUAAGGGUAACAGUGCUUGAAGACUUUUGGGUUAAACCUUGUUGUUGCUAGCACCAUAUCAGUCAUUAGCUCAUACCCCAGUUGUAGGAGACUCUCAGUAGUUUACACAGAGCUUUUUUUGCAAAGUGUCUGUUGGAGUCCCAGAGAGGCUCCAGCACAGAAUGAUGUUUGACACUUCAAGAUGGCUUUUUUUGAUCAAUUUAAAGUUUACAACAAGAGUUUUAAAGAAAAACAAAAACGCAGAGUCUGACUGAGGCAUGAGACAUAACAGGGAAUGAAUCAACAUUUCUGAGAUAUUUUCUUUUUUUAUCAGUGAUAUGUAAAAGAUCAAAUAAUCAUACUUUUGGACUUACAGUGCUGUUGCCACUAGCAACUGUUGUAAAGAGACAGCAGUUGGGUUUGCAUCUUUACAAAACAUGUGACUAAAUCAUACCUAUUUGAAUAAUACUAAAGCCAUCCUGUGUUGUUAUAAUAACCUCAGCUAUUACCACUAAAUGUAGUAGUAGAUCUGGUCAGACACAUAGUAUAAAAUACAUUAGAUUCAAAUUCCCCUUGUUCUGUACCCCACAUGA